Molecule: messenger RNA, 1382 nt
Organism: Vicia villosa (hairy vetch)
Lineage: Eukaryota; Viridiplantae; Streptophyta; Magnoliopsida; Fabales; Fabaceae
Product: ABC transporter I family member 1
Exons: 3
Coding region: 383-1072 (229 amino acids)
Biological process (GO): cytochrome complex assembly
Molecular function (GO): ATP hydrolysis activity; ATP binding; transmembrane transporter activity
Source: RefSeq, a predicted model, not a curated record
CUUCUCUGUUUUCACUUUCAUAACCAUUUUCACCAUUUUUGAAAACUCUGUGUUCAUCAGUGUCUCUCAUCUCAGUACCACCGUCGCUGCAGGCCCACGGCCGGCUGCCUUUGUUCUUCAGACCGACCACUUUCAUUGCACUGGAUCAUCGUCCCCUCUCUUCCAUUACAUUGGCAUUGUUUUGUUGUUGAAGAACAGUGCCACUGGAAUUAAAAUCAUACCGCCUCCAAAUCGUGGACCAAGCCUGCUACCGCUUAUAAAACUUGUGCUGGAGAUGCUCUGGGACUUGCACUUAUUGCAUCAUCAACUAUAAUUUAAGGAUCAGAAAGCAUUAAUCUGAAUUUGCUGAUAUUGGCAGUGUUUUUUUCAAUUGAUAAACUUGAUGUCUAUUAGAAAACCCCCAUUCCCUCGACUCCUCCUUAACAAUGUCUCUUGCAUGAGAAACGCCCAACAAAUUCUGUCUCAUGUGAAUGUGUCUCUUCAUGAUGGAGGGGCACUUGUCCUAACAGGUGCAAAUGGCUCAGGAAAGACAACUUUUAUGCGCAUGCUAGCUGGGUUUUCCCGUCCUUCUGCAGGCGAAAUCCUUUGGAAUGGCCAUGAUAUUCAAAAAUCUUUGAUCUUCCAACAGUAUAAGCUUCAGCUUAACUGGGUCUCCCUCAAGAACGCAAUUAAAGAAAAGUUCACCGUUCUAGAAAACAUUCAGUGGUUUGAACUUCUUGAAGGCAAGCAAGGGAAAGCCAUGCCUGCACUUGAGUUGAUGGGACUAGGAAAAUUGGCUAAGGAAAAGCCAAAGAUGCUUUCAAGUGGCCAGCAGAGAAGAUUGCAACUUGCCAGACUGCUCGCAAUUGAUCGCCCCAUUUGGUUGCUAGACGAGCCUUCAGUUGCAUUAGAUGAUGAAGGUGUAAAGUUACUAGAGUACAUUAUUGCCGAACACAGGAAACAGGGAGGAAUCGUGAUUGUGGCGACUCAUUUACCCAUUGAGAUAGAAGAUUCCAUGGUCUUGAGGCUGCCACCAAGGUUUCCAAGGAGGAUGUCACAUACAGAUAUGCUUGGCCGCUUGGAUAUUAGUUAAUUCUUAUAUUUAUUCAUAUUUUAAUAUUUAUUCAUAUUUUACAUCAAGACAGUCUUUGAAAUACAGUCUUUUUGAAGCACUGUCUUACUGGUCAUGCUUGUAUUGUAUUCUGCUACGAAAAAGAUAAAUGUGUAUCUGCUGAAUUGAAUGAAAAUAAACUGGUCAUGCUUGUAUUGUAUUCUGCUACGAAUAAGAUAAAUGUGUAUCUGCUGAAUUGAAUGAAAAUAAUCGAAGUGUUUGUUUCAUCCACCUUUUGCACGGGGACUUGUGAUGGAUUUGAUACUAUGCUGCACACAUAUUUUCUACUUGA